UCCACAGCAGCUGGCUGUGGUAUCACACAGCCCACACACGCCAGGAGGCCACACACUCUCUUUUCUUCAAUUGGUCACCUUGUUGUCACUGACCACUAGACCACAAGGUGGACCUUCAUGAUGACCACUGCACACCAGGCAGUGACCACUUAGAACUUAUUGAGAUUUAGAUGGUGACAUUAUGCUGUACUUUUAGGAACACUAUGACUGUGAGAUGUUGUGUGCUGGAGGUGGUAUUGGGGGUGUGCUUUUUCACCUCAUCCCUACAUGCUGUCACCAGUGAGCUGCCUGACCCUAUAAACCCCAUCCCUGACCCCAGGGAUAACACAGGUAGACCUACAUGGGACCCAGGGACAGUCUCUACCCUCAGGCCCACUCAAGACCCAUGGCCUGUUCCAACCCACCAGUUAACCCGGGACUCAGGGUCGGUCUCCACCCACCAGCCAAAGGAGGUAUCUGUCCAUAGUCAUCCUGAAUUCAUCAAAUUAUCAUCAAAGACAGACUUUUUGAUGAGGAAAUUAAGACAACUAGAGAAAGACCGCGAUUCUGACAGAGAUAAGAUGAAGGUACUUGAACGUCGCAGUAUAGAGAACAAUGAUGAUGCUAUCAGAGCAUUGGCCUCCAGUAUGGAGCUUCAACACCAUGUCUCUGAGAUACAAGAUCGCCUCACACAGCUUGAGGAAAAUGUGGACAAUUACCGCCUCAACAUGAACAAUAUGCGCUUCGAACAGGAACAGAUAAAAAUGGAGCUAGAUACGUACAGAAAACUGAAGGAUAGCACUAGGCGGUCUUUCCGUAAGCUUGAUCGACAAUUUGGUAAAUACUCUCUGCGAUUUGAAAAUCUUGAGAAUGAUAUAAAAAAUGUUUCUUCAAGUGUGGACAUUGUAUUAGAAAUGUUUGAGGGAAAGAUGAAUGAUAACCUAGCCAAGGUACAAAGUCUUGAACAGCUUAUAGAAAACCGAACAAAACCAUUCUUCGAAGAAAACUUUCGUCAUAUUAAAUCACGGAUGAAUAGAUUGGAGAAUAAUAUUACCUUUCCAAGAUCAACAAUACAAUUAGUGUCAAAUGAUGAAGGAUCUGGUGACAUAGAAACAGACUACAUUCUAACUCCAUUAGAGGAGAGUUCUAACCGCAUUGAAACAGGAAGCGGGGAAGAGAUUUUAAAGGAAAUCCCGUUGGGAAUCCUACCUCAUGGCCAUCCACAAUACCUCAACACUGAAGAUUUUAUACUUGAGAUUCAAGACCGUGAUGAAGAGAUAUCAGACCUUCAGAAGAUGGUUAAUGAGCUGAAGGCAAGUCUGUCCAGUGUGCAGACAAGACUCACCUCAAUCCAAUUGGGAGAUUUUAUGGGAAAGUUGCAGGAAUCACUGCUGAACUUCACCCAAAAUGUCAUCACCCUUGACCAGUGGAAGAUGGCGAGUACAGACAUCGUCAACUCUACACAGAUAAACCAGCAUCAGAUCAACUCACUCACCAACAUGAUACUCAACAACACCAACCAUGUGCGAGAUGUCGAGUGGAAGGUUGCAGACGUUCAGUCGCUUGGAUACCAACAAUUCAAUUUGCUGCGAAUGUAUGUCAUUCAGCUCAACAAUUCAGUACAAGACAUGAAGGAAACCAUGUCAAACCUGCGCAAAACCCAACAACAACAAGUUAAAGUGAAUAGUGAACUGCCAAGGCAGACUAUUGAUAAUGUAUUGCAUCCCGACUUGGAACAUUUAGACACGUUAAAAUCUCGUGUCGAGGAUCUCUCACUUCAGAUCAUUUAUAACGAAAACAGGAUAUCUAAACUGGAGAUCCAGGUUUUGAACGAGUCAUUAUAUGAGUGUAGAAAAUACAACACAGAUAAUGAUCAGGAUGCAAAGAUAACGCAGGUCAAACAGGAAGUAUCCAAACUUAUUGAGACUGAGGUCAUGGUCAAGGAAAUGCUUAAGAGACUUGACCGUGGCCUGUUCCGUGUCCACCUAACCAACAACAACCAAUCAGAUGUCAUUAAAGACAUCGUUCGGGAAAUACAACAUCUCAGCAGCAACGUUACUGUUGUAAACGAGCUUGAACAGGAAGUGGACCACGUCAAGUUCAUGUUACCCAGAGAUUGUGAGGAUUACUAUAAGCGUGGUUAUCGUCUGUCUGGAUUGUAUGUGAUCCAUCCUAUCAAUGCCUCACGCUCAAUCAAAGUCAGCUGUGAUAUGGAGGAUCGGUCUGGUGGUUGGACAGUGAUACAGCGUCGGUUCGAUGGGAGUGAAGAGUUUGCUCGAGGUUGGGAGGAUUACAAAGUCGGCUUCGGCUCCACUGAAAGUGAGUUCUGGCUCGGCAAUGACCUAAUUCACUCACUCACCUAUCACAAAAAUCUAUCGCUCAAGAUAGAUAUGGUGGAUGUGGAUGAUGUUUACUGGACUGUCACCUACUCGCACUUCAGCAUUGGUAACGAGGACAGUAAAUAUAAGCUGUAUGUGGAUGGUUACCAAGGUAACGCUACAGACUCCCUUGAGUACUCGGAUGAGAUGGGGUUUAGUACUCCAAACCAGGAUAACGACGGCAGUAGUACUAAUUGUGCCAUGUACUACACGGCUGGCUGGUGGUACAAACACUGCCACUUCAGUAACCUUAAUGGACGUUACGACCUUGGUAUGGUCUGGUAUAACUACGACAAGGGCGAGUGGAUUCAACUCAAACGCGCCAGCAUGAAGGUCAAAGAAUUUGUUGUAUGACAGCACCAGUCACAGAUUUGUGUGACAAUGAAUUGUAUAGUUUAAAUUACACUGCAUGUAUGUAGGCAUCACCACAACAGACAUCAUUGGGAGUCAGAGUAAACAUCACUGUGUCACAGUAAACAUCAAGUAAGUAGACAUCACUGUGUUUCAAAGUGGACAUCAUUGGGAGUCAGAGUAAACAUCAUUGUGUGUCACAGUUAACAUCACUGUGUGUAAAAGUAAACAUCACUGUGUCACAGUAAACAUCAAGUAAGUAGACAUCACUGUGUUUCAAAGUGGACAUCAUUGGGAGUCAGAAUAAACAUCAUUGUGUGUCACAGUUAAAAUCACUGUGUGUAAAAGUAAACAUCACUGUGUCACAGUAAACAUCAAGUAAGUAGACAUCACUGUGUGUCAAAGCAGAUAUCACUAUGUGUCAGUGUAAAUAUCACUGUAUGUCAAGUAGGCAUCAUUGUGUGUCAAAGUUGACAUCAAUGUGUUAGAGUAAACAUCAAUGAGUGUCACAGUUAACAUCAUCAUAUGUCAUAGUGGGCAGCAUCAUGCAUCAGUUUACACAUUAAUUGUCUUGAUCAAAAUGUUCAAACGAAUUAAAUGGAAUACCCAUAUCA
This is a messenger RNA of Ylistrum balloti, 3322 nucleotides long. Its product is annotated as angiopoietin-2-like. Lineage: Eukaryota; Metazoa; Mollusca; Bivalvia; Pectinida; Pectinidae. The transcript has 3 exons. The record is from RefSeq and is a predicted model, not a curated record. The coding region runs from base 171 to 2711 and encodes 846 amino acids.